UGUGUGUGUGUGUGUGUGUGGUCUGCCUGCCAGGAGCUGCUGCAUCUGAUCAUUAUAUCUGUAAUUGAUUCUGAGAUCAGCCUGGACACUCAGUGUGAAUAUUAGUGUAAACUGUACCUGCGCCUGUCACGGAUCACACACGUCUGAAUCAGUUUAUUGAUCUAAUCAGGAACAUUAAUCAGAAGCUGACGGACAUCACAACGACACUUCUGCCCUUUCAGGAGAUUUCUAGAGUGUGAAUGAGUGUGAGGAGGAGGAGAAGAAGAAGAAGAAGAGGAGGAGGAGGAGAAGAAGAAGAAGAGGAGGAGGAGGAGAACGAGGAGGAGGAGGAGGAGGCCGCACGACUGCUGCACUCAGAUGAUCUCAGUAAUCAUGAUGAGGAUGAAAGCGCUUGUCAUUGGGAGACGUCGUCUACAUCAUGCUGCAGUUUGGGGGUUUCUGCUGUAAUCCCGCUCUCUGUCCUGCAGACCCACUCUGAGAUGUCUGAAUAGAUCUGGAAUGACCCGUGUGUCAGAGCAGCUCAUUCUCAUCAUCUCUGGCUCAUUAUUAUUGGACUGUUUCUCACUUGAACACACACACGUCUGCUCAGAAUCACAGCAGACCUUCAGCUGGUCCACAUGGCCCAGUGUGUGCGUCUGUGUUUGCUGUGCUGGGCGCUCGGGCUGCUGGCAGCUCCUCUGGAGAACAUGAGCUCUGCUGACAGGCGGUCCAAACACCCUGAACACCCGGAGCCCUCACAGGCUGUCCUGCAGAGGCAGAAGCGCAGCUGGGUCUGGAACCAGUUCUUCGUGCUGGAGGAACACACCGGCACAGACCCGCUGUACGUCGGCAAGCUGCACUCGGAUGUGGAUUCUGGCGAUGGGAGUGUGCGGUACGUGCUGACGGGCGAGGGAGCUUCAUCCAUCUUCACUAUCGAUGAGGAAACGGGUGAUAUUCAUGCCAGAAAGCGUCUGGACCGCGAGCAGCAGGGCUUCUACCGGCUGCGGGUUCGAGCGGAGCACAAACUGACCCGCGUUCCACUGGAGGACGAGAGCGAACUCAUAGUGAAGGUGCAGGACAUCAACGACAACCAGCCACGAUUUCUGGAGGAGGCGUACAGCGCAGCGGUGCAGGAGAACUCUCCACCUGGCACUCUGGUGGUUCAGGUUUCAGCAACAGAUGCAGAUGAUCCCACUUACGGCAACAGCGCCAGAAUAGUCUACAGCAUCACACACGGACAGCCGUACUUCUCAGUGGAGGCCAGGACAGGCAUCAUACGGACAGCUUUACCCAACAUGGACCGAGAGCUGCGGGACCAGUAUGUGCUGGUCAUUCAGGCCAGGGAUAUGGAGGGUCAGAUGGGCGGCCUGUCCGGAUCCACCUCAGUGACGGUCACACUCACAGACGUCAAUGAUAAUCCUCCACGCUUCGCUCACAAGCGGUACGAGUUCUCGGUGCUGGAGUCAGCAUCUGUGCUGUUAGCGGUGGCCAGACUGAAGGCUGCAGAUGCUGACAUCGGCUCCAAUGCAGAGCUGGACUACAGUAUAGUGGAUGGAGACGCAGCCGGAGCUUUCAGCAUCAGCACUGAUGAGGAGACACGAGAGGCAGUCAUUAUCCUCCAGCAGCCUUUGGACUAUGAAACUAAAAGCACUUUUUCUCUGAAGAUUGAAGCCACGAAUCGAAACAUUGACCCUCAGUUUGCGACCUUUGACCCCUUCAGUGAUACGGCGACUGUGGAGAUUAUUGUAGAAGAUGUAAAUGAGCCGCCGGUGUUCUCCACACCCGUCAGUCACUUUCAGGUUUCGGAGGCGGUGAAGGUUGGCACUGUCAUCGGUACGGUGUCAGCCCACGACCCAGACUCCUCCAGCUCUGCUAUUAGAUACUCUAUAGACCGUAACACAGAUCUGGAGCGCUUCUUCCAUGUGGACGUGGUGUCUGGAGCUGUCAGCACAGCCAAACCGCUGGACAGAGAAGCAGAACCACAGCACAACAUCACCAUAAUCAGCUGGGAGAACUUGGAUCCGUCUCAGGUUAGCCGGGGAUUGGCUGUGAUCUCCGUGUUGGACAUUAAUGAUAACGCUCCAGAGUUUGCCAUGCAGUACGAGACGCUCUUAUGUGAGAAUGCUGCAUCUGCACAGGUACAUGCUCUCAUCAGCAUGCUCUCAUCAGCUGAACCACCAUGCUCUCAUCAGCCUGUAGUGUUCUCCACUUCAGUGUGACUCCAUGGGUUCAUAAAUCUGAUUUCUAUUAAUAAUUGUUGUGUGGUUUUGUUGUCCGCACAUUCAACAAUGUAAAGUAUUUAACAAGAAUAUUUCAUGCACUCAAAUCAGGGAUGUGUUAUUUUAGCGUUCCUUUAUUUUUUGAGCAGUGCAUAUAAUAUAUACAUCUCUCCCUUAAAAACAGCACAAUGUACUUGUCAUUUAAGCUUUGCAUGAUUUUAUCAACUAAUUUAUUAAUUAAUAGUAAAUAAUAAAUCUCUUACUCUGUGUUUGAAUGAUGUCCCGAAAUCUGAAAAGUACUGAAAGCAGACGGUUAUAUAAAGCAACACGGGUCAUAUUAUACACACCUGUAACCCAAAUAGACCAACACUUGCAGAUAAAGUUCAUUAUUUAGCUGAGAGUAAGUGAAUAAGAUCGUCAGAGCACUGUGGAUCUGUUUUUCAGAUCAGAACUCAGAGCUGUUUCCACAAGUCAAUGUAACACACACAGGCCUGUGUGAAAAUCAGAUGAGUCCUGUAGGCUAAACCCACAGAGUAUUUGUGUUGAGUAUACACAUCUUAAAUCACUAUAUACAUCUACCAAAGCGUUAUGCUCAAUAACACACGUUCAGUCUGUUGAUGGAAAAGUGACCCUCAUAUGAGAGACUCGUGUAGUUCUGCAGUCACUGAAUCACUACAUCAAGAGACAAUCUGAUUACCAACACCCUAACAUAGAAAUGACAUGAUGCAUCCCAUCAUCUGUGAAUUUAAAGUAUGAACUCAGUUUCAUCGCUCUCUGAAAUAAACACGAGUCCUUUACCUCUUCUGCAGGUUAUUCAGACCAUCAGUGCUGUGGAUAUUGAUGAUCCUCCUGGCAGCCAUUGCUUCCGUUUCUCUCUCGACUUCUCUGCUGGCAAUAAUAGCAACUUCACCCUGCGAGAUAAUAACAGUACGCUCUGAGAACUACUGCCUCUGUUUCAGUGACGCAGCGCUGAAGACUCUCUGUUUCACUGAUGUUGUCCUUCUCUCUGCCCUCUGCCAGAUAACACCGCUUCACUGUUGACCCGGCGCUCUGGUUUCCGGCGGGUGGAUCAGCCGCUGUACCUGCUGCCGGUGCUGAUGGUGGACAGUGGUCAUCCGGCACUGAGCAGCACACACACUCUGCCUGUGC
Messenger RNA from Danio rerio (zebrafish), 3347 nucleotides. The record is from RefSeq and is a predicted model, not a curated record. Lineage: Eukaryota; Metazoa; Chordata; Actinopteri; Cypriniformes; Danionidae.